CUCUGCGCCAUGUAAUUGUUACUUCCGUGUUAUAUUUUCACAUUCACGGGAGUAAAAGACUGAACGGAAUGAUAACGGAAGUAAACAUUCUCUGUUUCUCUACUUCAUGACGGUGACAAGUGUGACCAGAAUGGAGGUCAGGAGUGAGGUGACAGAAGUUAUAUUGAAUAUCACCCUGGAGAUCAUCCACCUGCUAACUGGAGAGGAUUACAUUAUAGUGAAGAACAAAUUUGGAGAGUGUGUGAUCUCUAGCAGCUAUCCAAAUAUAUCAGGAGAAUGGAGCAAUACCCAGAGUCUACCCAUCAUGGAGGAGCCUCCAUCUCAAUCAGUGACCCAUGAGAGCAAUGAGAAAAAACAUUCUGAGAAGAUCCUUGAACUCACGAACAAAAUAAUUGAGCUGCUGGCUGGAGAGGUUCGUAUAAGGUGUAAGGAUAUCUCUGUGCAUUUCUCUAUGGAGGAGUGGGAAUACAUAGAAGGACACAAGGACAUGUACAAGGACGUCAUCAUGGAUGACCACCAGCCCCUCACAUCACCAGGUCACCUUCAUGACAAUGCAUCCUCACAUGGGCAAGAUUCUUAUUUCCCCAGGCAAUUAAAUCAUUCCAGUUGGAGCCAUUUAAGUAACGAUUCCAAGAAGGCCAAAAAUGAUUUAUUUGAAGUUUCAUGUGAUGGGGGAAGCUUAACAUACAUUAGCAAUUAUGUACCCAAAGAUCAAGCACAAUAUUCAUCUACUCAAGUUAUUGAGAAACCAGUCUCAUGUAAUGGAGGAACCCUCAUAGAUACCAACAUUUAUACAACCACUGAUGAUACCAAACAACAUCCAUCUACACAUAUUAUGGAGGAACUAGUCUCUUGUGAUGAAGAAAACCUUACAGAUCCUGAUAUUUAUACACUAACAAAUCCCACACAAUAUGACCCAUCUCCUUAUAUUCAAGAGAAACCAGCCUCAUCUGAUGGAGGAACUCAUACAGACAUCAACAUUAAUAUGGCUACAAAUGAUAAUGAACAAUAUCCAUUUACACAUAUCAUGGAUGAACCAGUUUCAUGUGAUGAAGAAAACCUUGCAGACCCUGGUACAUCCAAAGAUCCUACACAACAUUAUCCAUCUUCUUAUAUUAAGGAGAAACCAGCAUCAUAUGAUGGACAAGUCCUCACAGACCCCAACAUUUAUUUAUACACAGAUGAUAAUGAGCAUUAUUCAACUAUACAUAUUACGGAAAGAGCAUUCUCAUGUAAUAAAGAAAAGCUUACAGACCUUAAUUUUUUUACAACCACAGAUCCUAUACAACGCAAUCCGUCUCCUUAUAUUAAGGAGGAACUAGUCUCAUGUGAUGAAGGUCUCACAGAACCCAACACUCAUCCACCCACAGAGCAUGCACAACAAUAUCCAACAACAACUAUUAAGGAGGAACCAGUCUCGUGUGAUGAAGAUUUCACAGAACCCAACAUUUGUACACCCACAGACCAUUUACAAUAUCCAUCUCUUCAUAUUAAAGAUGAACCAGUCUCAUGUGAUGAAGAUCUCACAGAACCCAACAAUUAUACACCCACAGCUCAUGCACAACAAUAUCCAACUAUACAUAUCAAGGAAGAACGAGUCUCAUGUGAUGAAGAACUCACAGAACCCAACUGUUAUCCACCCAUGGACAAUUUACAAUAUCUGUCCCCUCAUAUUAAGGCGGAACCAGUCUCAAGUGAUGGCCCCAACAAAUAUAUACUAACAAAUCAUUGUCAGGAACACCAGUAUGCUUAUAGUCAAAUGGAACAUGACUCAGAAAAUGGAAUAAACAUUACCAGUCCUAAUAUUUAUACACAGAGAUAUCGUGUGCAACAUCCAGCUACUUAUGUUAAAAAGGAACCAGUCUUGUGUGAUGGUGGAGGUACACACACAGAUCACACACAACCAAAUCCAACUACACAUAUUAAGGAGAAAACAGUACCAUAUGAUGUACGAGACUUCAUAAACGUAUACAGUUACUAUACACAAUAUCAACCUAAACAUGUUAAACAACCACAACCGGUUUCAUGUCGAGGCAAAACCAAAUUUGCCCAACAAAAUGAAGUACCAGUCACUUGUCGAUUUGGAUUCUUUAAAGAGACUGAUCUUUGUAACGCUAAAGACCAUACACAAAGCUUUCCAUCUACUUGUGUUAAGGAUAACAUAUCUGUACAACAAUCACCAGCUUUAGGUAAUACAGAUGUAAAAACAGAAAACCCCCCAUCACCUGUGAAGGUUAUAGUACUGGCUCACUUAGUUGAUGUAGAUCAUGCUAAAUCAGGUAGCACAAGCAACAAAUAUGAGAACUUCCAGAGCCAGGAAUGUGUUGCGAGCACUUCUUAUCGUUUUAAACAUGAUAUGGAGACAAGGUUGUCUUUCAGAAAUCGUUCUAGUUUAGUGGGAAAACCUGAAGCAAGUCAGACAUUUGGUGACAUUUCCAAUCUUACAAAAUACUCAAGGACUCAUUCUAAGAAGAAAACUCCCCAAUGUUCAGAAUGUGGACAGUAUUUUCUAAGAAAGAUCCAACUUGAUGCCCACUUAAAAAUGCACGUAAAACAGAAGUCCUUUCAGUGUUCAGAUUGUGGCAAAAAAAAUUUGGACGACGUUCAACUAUUGGAUUGGGCAAAACAUAACGGGGAAACAAAUUAUCUAUGUUCUGUUUGUAGGACACGUUCCGACAAUAAAGCAGAUUUUAAUCAUGAAAAAGAUCACAAAGGAGAGAAACCAUUCCAGUGUCCUGAAUGCGGCAAAUGUUUCAGUAUCUACUAUGAACUCUUUAUUCAUAAAAAGACUCACACAGAACAAAGUAACCACAAUGGAGAAAAACCAUUCCAGUGUCAUGAAUGUGGCAAAAGUUUCAGUAUAUAUUAUGAACUCUAUAUUCAUAAAAAGACUCACAUGGAAGACUUCUCUGAAGAACUGUGAAACCAUAUGAAUGCACAAGUCAGCCAAAGCAUUACGUUCUAUGCAGGGUUUAAAGGAGUUAACCCACUUUGUAGAUGUUUGCCUUCCCCUGAAUACAAUGCACUUGCUCCCUUCCUGAAUGGUGGUCCCAAUUCCAAAAAACACAUUUGUAUUAUAAGAGGCUCUGCUCUUUUUCCCUGCCGGUUGCACCCCCUCCACUUCAACAGGGACAGGAAGUGUAGAUGUAAUUGUGCCUGUCCCUGAAAUCUCGUAACUACAUGUUUGGCGCAUAAGCAGUGCAGGGCUGGAGAUUGCUGGGCAGAUAGAAUCCGUAUUUUUCUCAGAAAUAGGACCACUGAUCAGGAUUUGAGAAAGGCCAUUGUAUUCAGGGGUAAAUCGCACAUCUUCAUAGUGGGUUGGCUUUAUUUACCUGUAUAUUCGGACUGAUUCCCUUUAAACAAUUUGAAUGUUCAGAGAGUGAGAAAAGUUUCAGAAACCACUAUCUUAAAGGGGUUGUCUCACUUCAGCAAAUUACAUGUAUUAUGUAGACAAAGUUAAUACAAGGCACUUACUAAUGCAUUGUUA
This is a messenger RNA of Bufo gargarizans (Asiatic toad), 3487 nucleotides long. RefSeq names its product gastrula zinc finger protein XlCGF66.1-like. Gene Ontology annotation, biological process: negative regulation of transcription by RNA polymerase II. The transcript is spliced from 5 exons. The record is from RefSeq and is a predicted model, not a curated record. Gene Ontology annotation, molecular function: DNA-binding transcription repressor activity, RNA polymerase II-specific. Bases 107 to 2923 code for a protein of 938 amino acids. Lineage: Eukaryota; Metazoa; Chordata; Amphibia; Anura; Bufonidae.